Spirodela intermedia is the source of this 1332-nucleotide messenger RNA. Lineage: Eukaryota; Viridiplantae; Streptophyta; Magnoliopsida; Alismatales; Araceae. The record is from the annotation of a GenBank genome assembly.
AUGGUAGGAAGCGUCGUAAACGACUCCGGGGUGCUUCUCCAGGUCAUCGGGAAAGUGAAGCCGCCGGCAGAGGAGAUCGAACCGGCCGAGAUCGCAGGGACCCGUUCCGCUCAGUUGGGGAGAGAAAAUGGGAGGAAGAAGGAAAUCCUGCUCGGGAGGAACCUGCACUCGUCCAGCUUCGGGAUUACAGAGCCCGAGGCAGACGAAGAACUCACCAGCGACCGCGAGGCUUACAUGGCCAGCGUGUUGGCCAAAUACAGACGAAACCUCGUGGAGAGGACCAAGCACCAUCUAGGUAAAGGAACGGCCGUCGAUCUCGUUCUGAGACGAGAGAGAAACGAUAAUCUCAUAUCAGUAUUUCCUGAUCUACUGUGUUUUAGGGUACCCGUAUAAUCUAGACUUCGAGUACGGCGCUCUGUCGCAGCUCCAGCCCUUCUCCAUCAACAACCUGGGGGACCCCUUCAUCGAGAGCAACUAUGGCGUCCACUCAAGGCAGUUCGAGGUGGGGGUGUUGGACUGGUUCGCCCGCCUGUGGGAGCUAGAGAAGAACGAAUACUGGGGCUACAUUACCAGCUGUGGCACAGAAGGCAAUCUGGAUGGUAUUCUUAUCGGGUUCGUACCAGAUCAUACAAGCCCUCUCUCUCUCUCUCUCUCUCUCUCUCGCUCUCACUCGCUCACUAACUCACUCUCCUCACGUGCGAUGCUUCUUCUUGACCGGCAGAGGCGAGAGAUCUUCCCGGACGGAGUCCUGUACGCUUCGAGGGAGUCCCACUACUCGGUGUUCAAGGCCGCGAGGAUGUACAGAAUGGAUUGCGUGAAGGUGGAGACGCUGAUCUCCGGCGAGAUCGACUGCUCCGGUUUCCAGGUCAAACUUCUGGAGAACAAGGAGAGGCCAGCCAUCGUCAACGUCAACAUCGGUCGGUUCUGCUCCGAAUACCUCACAGACCUUUCUUUUUCUUCUUCGUCUUCCUCCUCCUAUCUGGCACUCGCCUCAGCUCCGACUACCAUUGAGUGGCGCAGGGACGACGGUCAAGGGAGCGGUCGACGAUCUCGAUCUCGUCAUCAAGUUACUCGAGGAGUCCGGCUUCGAGAAUCGCUUCUACAUCCACUGCGACGGCGCGCUCUUCGGCCUCAUGAUGCCCUUCGUGAAACGAGUGAUCACCCCCCCUCGAUACGCCAUUGACAAGGAGCUCCCCAAGCUCGAACUGCGCUGAAUGUUUGAGAUUUCCCUUGCCGCAGGCGCCGAAGGUGACGGACCUUCUUUUUCGCUCACUCCCAACUCUAUUUUGUAGUAGAUGUAAAAAGACAAACCACAUUUCAAUAAAUGUCUAA